Eutrema salsugineum is the source of this 774-nucleotide messenger RNA. Its product is annotated as probable aquaporin TIP5-1. The record is from RefSeq and is a predicted model, not a curated record. The transcript is spliced from 3 exons. Gene Ontology annotation, cellular component: membrane. Lineage: Eukaryota; Viridiplantae; Streptophyta; Magnoliopsida; Brassicales; Brassicaceae. The coding region runs from base 1 to 774 and encodes 257 amino acids. Gene Ontology annotation, biological process: water transport; transmembrane transport. Gene Ontology annotation, molecular function: water channel activity.
AUGAGAAGAAUGAUUCCUACGACGUUAUCAAGUAAGUUUCAAGGAGCAGUGAGUAUGAAUGCGUUGAGAUGUUAUGUUUCGGAGUUUAUUUCCACUUUCUUCUUCGUACUCGCAGCCGUUGGAUCCGUCAUGGCUUCAAGGAAAUUGAUGGCGGGUGAUGUGACGGGUCCGUUUAGUGUGUUAAUACCGGCGAUUGCGAAUGCGUUUGCGUUAUCUUCCUCCGUUUACAUCUCUUGGAACGUCUCAGGCGGCCAUGUGAAUCCGGCGGUCACGUUUGGGAUGGCGAUUGCUGGUCGGAUUAGCGUUCCAACCGCUAUGUUCUAUUGGACUUCACAGAUGCUUGCCUCUGUUAUGGCUUGCCUUGUCCUUAAAGUAACCGUCAUUGAACAGCACGUUCCGAUCUAUAAGAUCGCCGGAGAAAUGACCGGAUUUGGAGCAUCGGUUCUCGAAGGUGUUUUAGCGUUCGUGCUUGUGUACACUGUCUUCACGGCUAAUGAUCCGAGACGGGGCUUGCCUUUAGCCGUGGGACCGAUAUUCAUAGGGUUUGUGGCUGGAGCCAAUGUUUUAGCCGCUGGUCCGUUCUCUGGAGGUUCGAUGAACCCUGCGUGUGCCUUUGGAUCGGCGAUGGUUUACGGAAGCUUCAAGAACCAAGCUGUGUAUUGGGUCGGGCCUUUGCUCGGAGGAGCCACCGCUGCGUUAGUGUAUGACAACAUGGGGGUGGUUCCGGCUGAAGAGGACCAUGGUUCAUCCACCGGAGAUGCCACUGGAGUGUAG